GAUUUUAAAAUAUUUCCUGCACAUUUAUCAGCCCUGCGCUAAAAAUUUCAGCCUUGCCUUGGCAGUUCCCGGCAUUCUCCCUUCGAAAUCGCCGAGGCACCAACCGGCUUCAAGCAUCCGGAUUGCUGAAAAACACCAUCUCUCAUCGGGAUCUCUUCUUGUGAGCACCUCGUUCUACUAUCCAAGGUCUGCCACAUUGAAAAAAGGCACAGCCUGGCCCAGAGACAAUGAGCAUCUCUCGGAAAUCAUCAUCAGCAACAGGCACAUUUUUGGGAACUGCCUCCUCCUCCUCCUGCUCCAACAAAAGUGCCUCCGGCCCCGAAUCACUCCUUUUGAGUUUGCCAGCUGAAAUUCGAGAGGAAGUGUACAAGCAUCUCUUCCAUGAGGAACAUAAUCAGCCUUGCAACGUCGAUCUCGUCGGGCUUGGAAACACGGGCUGCUGGUGUGCUGAUGCACUCUCCCUCACUAACCGCCAGUUAUACGAUGAACUCAGACCGAGAUUCUACCAAGGCGUAAGAUUCGUCUUCAACAACCCUACUUGGGGCGAACGCUUCUUUCAUAGAUUUCGCCUUAUGGCAGACUCCGCACCUUGGAAUUAGAGGUCCUAUCAUAUGAUAGUGAGGUAUGGCCAGA
Molecule: messenger RNA, 633 nt
Organism: Hyaloscypha bicolor E
Lineage: Eukaryota; Fungi; Ascomycota; Leotiomycetes; Helotiales; Hyaloscyphaceae
Exons: 3
Coding region: 228-599 (123 amino acids)
Source: RefSeq, a predicted model, not a curated record